UAUAGAUGCGAGGGGACGUGCUCAUUGCGAAUCAAUUCCAGUCGAUGAAUCUUACAGGAGCGAAUGGUUCUGACUAUAUAAACGAUCUCUAUCGCGCAUAUCAAGAUGCAGAGAAUAUGUAUACCGAAACCCGUUCAUCGCGUAUUCGCGCCGCUAUGUUCCCCGAAAGUGAAGCUGGAACAUCCAGUGGCGUGUCUCAUCGCAGUACUAUCGUGGAACAGAUGUCUGUCCCUGCUCGGCUUCUCAAAACCGCGGUAUUGGAUCUGCUUUCGUUUGAAGGUACUUCGGAUAUUAGUGUCCUUCCCGUGCCAGAUCUCAUCGAUCUUAUGUCCGACCGUGAUGAGGCUGUCGUAGCACGAGCAGUUCAGCGCGUUUAUCUCCUUUCAAAGGAAGAUCGAAGCAUUGCUUCAUAUCCGGGUUUGAUCGAUGCGUUGAUCAAAGCCAGCAAGGGGGAUAACAUCAAUGUGAAACGAGAUGCAGUAGGUGCUUUGAGCCACAUCUCUGAACAUCCACAAGGAAGGAUGCAGAUCUUCCGAUCAGGAGGACUUGCUGAGCUCAUUCGCAUGCUUUAUUGCCCUGUUGAGACCGUGGUGCAGUACGCUGUGACCACUCUUCGCAAUCUUCUCAUGCAUGUGGACACUGUAAAAGCUCAAGCUCGCGUUCUGGGUGCUAUUGAGGGCUUGGCACCUUUACUUUUGAGGUCCAACUGGAAAUUCCUCGCCCUUGUUGCGGACAGCCUGUAUUUUCUUCUUCUUGAUGAUCCGCAAUCGAAGAUUGUCUUCCUAUCUCUGGGUGGACCUCAAACUCUUGUCCACAUCCUCAACAACUAUACGCAGUACCCCAAAUUGAUGUAUACCGUCAUUCGCUGCAUAAGAUCUCUAUCGGUUUGUCAGCAGAAUAAGGCAGCUCUCAUCUCUCUCGGUUGCUUACCAGCGCUGUAUAAGGAACUAUGCGCAACCAAUGACGACCGCGUUAUGUUAGCUAUACUUGUUGCUAUGCGAAAUCUCUCAGAUGCGGCUACAAAUGAGGAUAAUCUGGCUCCACUGGUUAUCCGUCUAUUGGAAAUCGUACGAGUGGCGGAUGCAGCUCAAACUUCCUGUGCUUGUGGUAUACUUAGCAAUCUUACAUGUAAUAAUGUUCGGAACAAGCAAACGCUAUGUUCUAAUCAUGGAGUGGAAUCCCUCGUAGAGGCAAUCAAUCGUUUUCCUGAAGUGGAAGAAGCUACUGAACCGGCUUUGUGCGCCCUUCGCCAUUGCACAGCAAGACAUUCCUUUGCGGAACAGGCUCAACAAGAUCUACGACUAUGUCAUAGCUUCCCAAUGUUGCUGCAACUUUUGGCUACUCUUCGUGCUCCUGUCAUCAAAGCUGCUUUGGGAGUGAUUCGCAACUCCGCACUUCUCCGUGCAAACCUUGUUGAAUUGACACAGGAAGUGACUGAGAGAGGUGAGAGUGUCGUUUCGCUCACUGUAGACAUCCUGGGACGAGCAGCAGCAACUAUCCGAGAAGAUCCAGCUGCUGAAAGUGAUGGAGUUCCUAUCUGGGGAGUUGUUGAAGGUGCUGUAUCUGCACUUCACCAGCUUGCAUCACAUCCAUCCGUUGCUGCUCAGUUAUGUGACGAUCCCACAUUCAUUGCGCUCAUCGUCGAGUUCCUUUCGAGAAAUGACGUUUCUGGUGCUGAAGACGAGUUACUUGAGCGGGAGCUACUAGGGCUACUAUACCAGUUGAGCAAAACUCCGGAAGGAGCUCGUACUGUAGAAGAAGCGGGUGUCACUCCCACCCUUGUCGAAGCUAUGCGCUCAGAACAUAAAUCUGUGGCCACCUAUGCAUCGGGAGUCUUGAAGAAUCUUGAGAAUGAUAAACCAGCGCCUUACAGACAGGAUCUGGAUGCGGAGUUAUCAUCGGGAUGGCAGCGAGAUGGGCUGGAGCCGGAAUUAUUUGGAGAAAUGUAUCCUGUACACGUAAUGGAGGUUGAGAAACGAAAAGAUGUGCGGAUCGAAGGACGAACUGUUCAUGCAAUGGCUGUACAUGAGAAAAUGGGCAAGCUCGUAGUGACUAGGAAGAAUGGAGCAAAUUCUUCGGACGAUGUUAUUGAGCAAUAUAACAUAUUGUGUGGAUGGCUGGCCGUACAUGAGAAGGUCAUCUGUCCCGAUAAUGGUGGUAUUGAGUCGGUCUGUUUUGUUGGAGAUCGCAUUGUUUGCUCUCAUCUGAAUGGUUCUGUCUCGAUAGCAGAUCCUCACAGUGAUUUUAUGAAGCGUGUACAAGUUUGCCCUUCUCCACUGUGGUCGUCGUGCGCCUUAGAUGCGACACAUAUUGCGUCUGUCUCUCACUCUGCUUCAUUGUUUACUAUUGAUCUCAGCGAUUAUACUGUAUCUCCACCACUCAGUCUUGGUGUUGAUCAGCGGCUAUUCUCCAUUUGCAGUCAAAAGGAUGUGAUAGCCAUCGGAGCUAUGGAUAGCUUGUUUAUAGUGAAAAAUAAUGCGAUCUCUCUCAAAAUGGUUGUAGCAAGAAAGGAGAAGCGACUUCCUACCAUAGUAUGGGCGACGUGCUUCUUCAACGAUACGAUCGUCGCAAGCGGCGACUCUCGAGGUGUCAUAUCGUUUUGGAAUUUUCAUAAUGGAGCAUUGUUAGCGAGUUUGGAGACUCACCAGUCAGACAUACUGUGCCUUGUAAUGUGUGAUGACCGCAUACAUGCCGCGGGUGUAGAUCCGAGGAUCAUCAGCGUUAGACGAAUUAGUGGAAAUGAUUUUCGCAUUGUGCAAAAGCGUAACGGGCCUGUACGAGAUGUGCGAGCAAUGGCUUGUUUCGAUGAUAAGAUUUAUGCCGCUGGAGAAGACCAUGCCAUCUACGUAGCGAAAGAUGGCUGUCAAGUUCUCCUGAGCCAAUGGAAUAAACUGCUUACGUUUGGCGGAAGUUUUGUGAUGUCGCGUGGUCACUGUUUUGUCGAUCUUUGGACGAAUGGAGUUGACGAGCAGUCGAAUACUAAAGGAUCUUUUAUAAUCAAAAAGCAACCAGUUUAUCUGGCACGAAUCUAUUGUUCUGAAAAGAAACCGCUCGUAGCAAACGACUUAUCUGAAGAUGGAAAGUUUUUGGCUAUAUCAACAAAUGAGUCGACCAUCGUGUACCAGAUGAACAUGAAGGGAGAAAAGAAGAUGUCACUGCAAAAGAAGUUGACGACUAAACCUGCAUCUGCGCUAAGGAUUAUUGGUGAAUCUCUGCUUUUCACCACCGGCGACUUUGAUUUAUGGGUUGUUGCAUUCACAGAUGAGGAACCGCAACCUAUCUUGCAGCAAUCUGGAUGCGGUGGCGUUUCUCAGCUUGUGGUUUCUAACUGUGGCAAGUUUGCUGCUAUCAUCACUACCCGAUCACAGGUCUUUGUCGUUGAUCUCAAACUGAAGGAGUCCCGAUUACUCCGGAUAACACUUCCUAUUGAUAUCACAUUCACCGGUGAAAGUUUGUUCGUUCUUUGCUCUACUGCUGGAUUUGGUGAACCAAGUUCAUCAAUGAAAGUGCUUCACGAGUUUCCAAAAAGUGGUGGCCCAAGUCGGCGGUCUGCGUCCACAGUUGACUUGUUCGGUGCACCAGGAUACCGAGCUGUUUCGAUCAACUCCGGUCCAAAUGGUCAGGUUAUAGUUGUAGCAGGUGAUGGACAAUGGGUGCUUAUCGAUAAGACGCGAACAUCUGUUCAAGGCCCCAUUGCUCCUCCUAGUCGACGGCCUAAUGAAUGCGUUCCCACUACAAUCCAUUUUCGCUCAAAAACGAGAGUUUGCACAUGUCGCUUGCAAGCAUCUGAACCUACCACCGCUCCUUUCAAACUGAAGAAAUUUGGACAGCAAUGAUGUGUCUUUAUUGUUAUUUUUUGCGAUAGCUUCCUUCAAGCAUCACACUUCAUUAUAAAGCGG
Molecule: messenger RNA, 3899 nt
Organism: Cylicocyclus nassatus
Lineage: Eukaryota; Metazoa; Nematoda; Chromadorea; Rhabditida; Strongylidae
Source: the annotation of a GenBank genome assembly